Molecule: messenger RNA, 1648 nt
Organism: Harpegnathos saltator (Jerdon's jumping ant)
Lineage: Eukaryota; Metazoa; Arthropoda; Insecta; Hymenoptera; Formicidae
Exons: 3
Coding region: 821-1648 (275 amino acids)
Biological process (GO): sensory perception of smell; detection of chemical stimulus involved in sensory perception of smell
Cellular component (GO): plasma membrane
Molecular function (GO): odorant binding; olfactory receptor activity
Source: RefSeq, a predicted model, not a curated record
GACAGGAUAUAAAAAAAAAAGAUUGUGUUCUUGACAAGUGAUAGAUCACGAACCAGACGAAAAACUAUUAUGAAAUUAUAGUAUUACAUUCUAUCAUAUACAGAUUUAUAUAAAGACCAGUUGUUCCCUCAGUAUUAUAUUAUUUCCAUUGUGCCUAUCGUAUAAAAUUUUUUCAUCUCAGAAUUUUUGUACAUUCGUGCUUUACGAUUGUUUUCAUCGCGAUAUAAAUGUCUUAUUUCCGCACAGUUUUCAAAUUAAAGAAGCAGAAAAAGGAAGUUGUCAUAGAAAACCACCAACUUUAUCUUCCUCCUUAAACUGCCGCAAUUCAACUGCCCGCGAGAACUGAUCAUGCGACUAAAGAAUGAUUAAUAAUGCAAGAGCUCUACACAACCGAUGAUAACUUGUUCUCCUUCCAUUGGACUAACUUUUCCCCAAAUGUAAAAAAUAUCCACAUACUCCAUAUUUCUCACGCUUACCAUAAAGUUCUCUUAGUGCCGUCCCUUUUUCGCAAUGUAUCGUUGAGUAAAAAAGUUUACAUAUACGUGAUCACAACUAUAAAUGAAUGUUGUGAUGCUAAAGAGAAAAAGAACACGAACUAAUAAAAGCGAUGGACUUUCUGCGACCAUUAUACAUUUUCAUGAUCAUAAUUUAUUUACUCACCACUUUGCCUAACAAAGUACAUCAACAAGAUGAGAAUGCAUGCUCUUGCACGUCACACACAUUUUGGUUCUCACAAUAUGUACGAUAAUGCAAUAGAACUUUUGCGUUUGGAGAAUUAUGUCUUAGAUAUGCUUCGUACAAGUCAGAUCGUCCUUCAUGGAUGAUAAGAGACAGUACUCCUUUGGCCUUGGACAUGGAACAUUCAACCGGAUACAAUGAUUUGGAGUGGGCGAUUGGUCUAAAUCGGCUCAUGUUGAAAAUCAUCGGAUUGUGGCCACCGGACAAUCGAGAUCCUCAUGAGACCAUAAAAUCGAAAUUUCGGCUAUUGUGCAGCAUUAUCAUAAUGCUUUUCAUACUGACAAUACCAACUUUUGCAUCGCUAAUAAAAAUAUGGGGCAACAUGAUGCUAAUGAUAGAUAAUUUGAUAUACAGUCUAACCCUGCUCAUUGCUCUAUACAAAGUUUUUAUUAUAAGGUACAAACAAAAAGAUUUAGCGCCUCUAAUUGAUAUGAUCGCGACAGACUGGAUGAAACCAAAGAUAAAAGAGGAGAGGAACGUUAUGCUAAGGCUUGCAAAGAUCAGUCGUAUAAUCGCUAUAUGUGGAUGUCUCCUGCCAUUCAUUCCAAUGAUAGUUUGUUUCACUCUUAUAUAUUUUGAACUGACUCUCAGACACGUGACGAAUCUGACAGACUCUGGUAAACCUUUGAUGGUACAAACAUAUUAUUUACACAACGUUUCCAAAAGCCCGCAGUUCGAAUUGACGGUUGUGGCCCAAGGAGUUGCUUUGUUCAUAACAUGUGUCUCCUAUUAUGCAAUCGACCAUUUUCUCGGGCUAUUAGUCUUGCACAUAUAUGGCCAGAUGGAGAACCUGCAUAUCCGAUUGACACAUAUGGAACGAUAUACAAACUUUGAUUCAGUUUUUAAAUACAAUGUCCAGGAUCACAUCCGCUUAAUCAGGUACACAAAAUCAUCAAGGCUAUAUGUAUAA